Messenger RNA from Rubroshorea leprosula, 1244 nucleotides. Lineage: Eukaryota; Viridiplantae; Streptophyta; Magnoliopsida; Malvales; Dipterocarpaceae. The record is from the annotation of a GenBank genome assembly.
AAACGUUCCGUAAUCGUGUAUGUCAUACUCUCAAUCAAGGAAAUCACGAGAACUCGCUGCAACUGUUAACAAAUUGUUAAGAGCAAUGCUAGGGGCACUCGCCUCUUGCACUCUCCGGCCAACACUUCCGCUUUCAUUGGGCCACGUAAGCCUGUUUCAUGCUUUGAAGUGCAACCUCUUACCCACCGGAAUAACGUGGCCCAAUAAAAGUGAAAGUGUUGGCCGGAGAGUGCAGGAGGCGAAUGCCCCUAGCACUCCGCCAGUGUUAAUGCUCAAAACACAAAGGUGCCGACACCAUUAUGAGGAACAGUUGGGUUCGAUGCCGACUGCUAUGGGAUUACCAUUGACUUUGCGUCAACGUUUCCCACCAACGUCGCCCACGGUUCAGCGCAUUGGCAAAAAGGGUAGAUCACCCUCCUCGAUCGAAGUUCAGAUCACCUCUCACUCAGUUUUGCGAUUACUCUCUGUCGAACCUCAUAUCACCUCGCUCCUUUAUUCUAUCUCUCUCUUUAGAACCUCAGAUCACCGUCCUCUCGUCGCCACCUUCGUCCUUCACUCCCUCCGUUCUUUGAGAUAUCUCUCCAUCAUCUUCAACCUUCAGCUCAGAACAUUUAGUAGAAAAGGUUGCCACUUUCAGCCAAACGCUCUGGAGGUCUCUCCGUUUUCAGCGACCUACGGCUGUUGUUUGGCAUGUACUCGUAGACCAAAAUCUUCUCUUCUCCCUCAACGCAACAUCCUAGGAGUUUUACAAGAUUUCGGUGUUGGAGACUGGAGAUGACCAACACUUCGUUCUUAAAUUCGUCUACCCCUUGCCCUGAUGCCCUUGACAGUCUCUUUACCGCUAUUUCCUGUCCAUUUUGCAAUGUUCCCUAGAAAAGAAAAAAAAGGUUAGUAAAGAUUUCAUUUCAUUUGACAUACUAUAUAUCAAAACUAUGCAGCUAGAAACUAACAUUUACCCUGUAUACGGGACCAAAACCUCCCUGUCCUAGCAGAUUUGUCGUAUUAAAGUUGUUUGUUGAGGUUGCCAAUUCCACAAAUUUGAAUAAUGUUACCUCUCGGAGUUCAACAUUGCUUGUGCUGGUUUUCCCUUUAUCAAACAACAUAUCUUCUGUAUUCUCGUUCCUUACUGAAUAAAUAUGAAGUAAAUGCUGCAUUAACAGUUACUUAGGGUACAUUUAAGAUUGCAGUUAGAAGCCUUUUCUCGUAGCCCGUAUAGUGCUUUGUAAUAGAUAUGUAUUUGUUAA